This is a messenger RNA of Peronospora farinosa, 882 nucleotides long. The record is from the annotation of a GenBank genome assembly. NCBI's taxonomy places the organism in Eukaryota, Oomycota, Peronosporomycetes, Peronosporales, Peronosporaceae.
AUGAAACUCGCUGCCAUCGUCUCUGCUGCUGCUCUCGCUGCCGUCACCAAGGCGGACAUGUGCGACGUGAAACCGCUCCAGGAGGUUCUGGUCUCGCCGGACACCAAAACGUGCGGUGAAGAGUCCGGUUACGUGGUGACCUCGCUCAAAACACCUACCGAAGCCCAGCUGAACGUCAUGUGCCCCAUCGCUGCCUGCCAAUCGGUUCUGUCGCAGAUCAAAAAGCUCGCCCCUAAGGAGUGCGAGCUAGGCGCCUUCUUGCUGUACGAUGACCUGAUCAACCCGAUGACUGACUACUGCAAACGUGCUGGCUCGUUGAAUGAUGGUCCUAUGGGCCCGCCUGACACCACUGUGAAGUCCGAUAACGCGUCUCCGAAUCCCACGACUUCCAAAGUUACGGAACCGGACUCGAAAGCCCCCACGACCUCGGACGACCAUACGUAUGCUUUUACGCCAGAUGCUAAGGACGACACCGCUGUCAAGCGGGGCCCUGACUCGUCAGAAAAUGGUAAGGAAACCGCCACUGUCAAGCAGACAUCUGGCUCGCCAGAAAAUGGCAAGGACGACGCCACUGUCAAGCAGGGCCCUACCUCGUCAGAAAAUAGUAAGGACGACGCCACUGUCAAGCAGGGCCCUACCUCGUCAGAAAAUGGUAAGAACGACGCCACUGUCAAGCAGACCACUUCCUUGCCAGAUAAUAAGGACGACACUACCACUCCCACGCCAGAUGCUUCGGACGACAACACUGUCAAGCCAGUUACUACCCCGACAGGUAACUCGGACGACGGCCCGGCCGAAACGACAUCGGGCGCCACCAGUGUCAGUAUGGUUGCCGUCUGGGCAGGUGUUUUCGUGGUCACCGUGACCACCACCAUUCUCUAG